AUGAAAAGACAAUUUGACGAUCAAGACAGAAUGUAUGGAAACAACAAAAGACAUCGUUCUGACGGAUAUAACGAAGCUUUAGCUGAGGGGAAGUAUGAAUUGCGCUUUUUGAUUCCGACAAAGUCUGCCGGAGCGAUCAUUGGUAAAGGAGGUGAAUCUAUCAAGGCGCUCCGUGCGAAGUACGAGGCCCACGUUCUUGUCCCUGACCGAAGCACACCCGAGCGGUAAUUUUCCCACAAUUUGUCUGCAAGUUCUAAAUUGGUUCAAGUGUGGGGAUUGCUUGUCCCACCUCUGCUCCUCCAAUCCAACAUCCGAACACCAAAUGUGAAGCCCGAAGCCUUUAAA
Molecule: messenger RNA, 345 nt
Organism: Meloidogyne enterolobii
Lineage: Eukaryota; Metazoa; Nematoda; Chromadorea; Rhabditida; Meloidogynidae
Source: the annotation of a GenBank genome assembly